AUGGCCGAGGCGGGGGCGGGAGGGGUCCGAGGGGGCAACAGUGCUCAACGACUUGGUUCCAGUCUGGACUCGGGAGCGCAAUUCGGGGACACUUUACGGGGAGGGGGCGUCCCAGGCACGGCCGACCACACGCUGGGAGCUGGUGGAGGCGCAGCUCCGGGCGGGAGGAACCUCCACCUCCCUAGGCUGCGGCUGCGUUUCUCUCCUGUAGACGCCACCGCAGUCGCCGACGUCCCUUGUCAAAGGAUGCAAGCUCCCUUUCGGGUGCCGGAGGUGUUUCAGCGGUCUACCAGAGGCGCGGGUAGGGGGCAUCCUACCCCCAUCCCUAGGGUCUGCGUGGGUUUGUUCAGGGCACCCGGUGGGAAUGAGCCUAGCUGCCGCGCCCAGCUCUUUUCGGGACGAGGGAGCUCUCCCGCUCAGCUCUCCGGCUCAGUGGGCCGGGGGCACCGCUGGGGGCAGACCCAGUGGCUGGGCGGUGGCGGGGAGGUUGGCAGAGAAGAGGGGACUGCUGGUCUACAGGUUGUUUUGCAAGCCUCUGAAGGGGCAUGGGGUGAACAUGAGGAGCUGCCCUUUCUUGCACACUCACCCAGUCGCCUGCUGAGUACUGUGAAUAUCUCCAACAUCACAGCCAUUAUAGGUACAACAGUGAGCAAGAGAGAACCAGCUCUUGCCCCCAUGGAAAUUCUGUUCAGGAAUGGAAGGCAGACACUAAGCUUGUGA
Molecule: messenger RNA, 720 nt
Organism: Castor canadensis (American beaver)
Lineage: Eukaryota; Metazoa; Chordata; Mammalia; Rodentia; Castoridae
Source: RefSeq, a predicted model, not a curated record